UCAUGGUUCCUUCUGGGCAUCACGUUUGGAGAUGGAUACUCUUUGUCUGCUUUCACUGGCUUUGUGUCUGUCAAAAAACUCCAAGACCGUAAGUAAAUCUGCAGUCAGUUAGAAUUUAGUAAUCAGACAUGUGGCGUCUCGUCCUGGAGUAACAUUCUCUCUGUCAGAGAGCAAAUUUAGAAUGGUUUUUCAUCUAUCCUUUCUGAAGAUAUUUGUUCUGUGUAUUUCACCUACAAAUAUAGGCUUUUCAAAAAUUAUUCUUGAUUUUUUUAUCUUGAUUUUUAGAUUUUUUAUUGGCCCAUUCACCCCCUCCCCCAAAAUACAAAAACUUGUAAAUACUGUAUUUUCACCGCAACUAGACAAAAACCUCAAGGGGACCAUGAAACAACGUUCUAAGAACGUCCUAAAAACAUUAUUGGGGACGUCCCUGGAACAAACCUGGAACAGCACAAAACCUGCAGGGGACCAUGACUGUUUAAAUUGAAUUAAUGUCAAUUAUGCCUUUUAAAGUAAAGUAUUCUCAUUGACGUGAUCACAUGUGAAUUUCAUGUGUUUUUUUUCGUAAGGAAACCACUGAUCAAGCGACAUUAUGGACUAAACGUUCAAAUCCUGUUGCUGCAGGAUAAUCUUUCAAUGACAAUACUGGUCAUAUUAAGAUCCUACAUCUGUCGUUUCUUGUUUAGAAGUGCCCUCUCAUUUUGUACUGAUUUUCCUGUGUGUUUGUUGCUGUGCAUGCAUAUGUUCUCUGUAGGGUUUACAUGGUAGCCAUUCCUGCAGUGAUCCAGGCAGGCUCAGAGGCUAAGCUUUGUGCCAGCCUUCUGCAGCCCAACGAGACCCUGGUCAUGACCAUAUCUCUGAUCGCCGAUGGACAGAACAAAAGUAUUCUCCAAGAGAGUUCUGACCAAGAGUUUCACCGCUGCUUCCAGUUUCAGGUCAGCCCAGGUUGACAUCCAGAACCAUUCCAAUAAGAGUUUACUGUACUUCUUAGCUUUGUGAUGCAUCUCUUAAUUGUGUGUGCAAUGCCAGGUUAUUUUAUGGGAAAUAUCAAUGCUUACUAUAACUUUUCUGGAAUUCAGGCUGAAAUUUCACAUAAAAAAAGAUGACAUCAACUACUAAGCUACUAAAAGCUUUUUUAAAACACACUGGUGAAAGGAGAAGUGAUUGAAUCUACACAACCUUGAUGUUGUUAGCAGCACGUUCUUACCAACUAAGCCACACUGGAUCAUAUGUUAUUGGUUUGUUUUCUCCCUGACAGGCCCCUCAUGUGGAGAGUGACGAAGUGCAAAGAUUUAAGGUGGAGAUUCGAGGUGAAACUUUUCUAUCGACAGAGGAGAGAAAGGUCAUGAUCAAACCGUACAGCCCGAUGACAUUCGUCCAAACGGAUAAACCAAUCUACAACCCGGGACAAACAGGUAAUUUUACACAGAGCCAGUACACAAUUAGUCUGCUUGCUAAGAAACAGGACAAUUAGGUGGUAGUAUGUUUCUAUGAUGGUUUGCUCUGUCAUCCCAGAGACACUUGAAAGAGGACCAUUAGGUGCAGAUAAAGAAAAAAUCAGCUGUGGGUUCACUCAGAAUAUGUACACUGGAGUUUGAACCAACAUACCACAUGUUAGAAGCUGUUCCUCUGCUGGACAUUAUCAUUGGAUCCGAAUUGACUCAUUCAUCCCCCCUCCUCUCCCUGUAACUAUUCCCCAGGUUGUUGCUGUAAAUGAGAAUGUGUUCUCAGUCAACUUACCUGGUAAAAUAAGGGUUACAUAAAAUAAAUACAAAGAUAUCGAUAGUGUAAAUAUUUUCAGCGAACUCGCAGUGCAGUUUUCCUUUAUCUGCAAUUUAUUGAAUUGGGGCCUUAGUACCAACACUAAAAUAUUAUCCAGAAAAGCUGUCAAAAGUUUGUCUUGCAAAAUUCUGGUAACUUUCCUGAAAAUCCCAGGUUUUUCAGAAAUCCUGGCUGAAAGAUUCCUGGAAUCUGGGAAUCCUUCAACAUGGAUUUCUGGAAAACCUGGGAAAGUUAGAAAAAUUAUGCUUCUAAAACUCUCAUUGAGUGCCUGUCUUUGUCUUUUCAUUGUAUUUUUUACAGUACAGUUUAGAGUGAUCACCUUGGAUACCAGUUUUAGCCCUGUCAAUCAGCUGGUGAGUGUUGAAAAUGUGCAACAUUGAAUAUUGAAAACAAUUACCUGUAUUUGGUCGUCCUUUAGAUCAGUAUCUCCACUCUUUCAAACAGAAAGACAUAUACAGAAGAAUCUCAAGGGUCACAACGUCACAUUACUGUCUGAUAGACAUAGCAUUCAGGUAUUAUGUAACACUAUGUACGAUAUUGUCCAACCAACUCAACUCUGCGGCCUUGUGGUUAGUGUCCUCACUGAGAAUGGAAGGUUGAGGGUGUCGAGCCUUACCAAAGACUCUAAAAAUGAGACCUGAUGCCACUCUGCUUGGCACUGAACAUUAAGGAGAUGGAUUGAGGUUAAUGCCCAGCAAUAGACUAGCGUCCUGUCCAGGCUCCUUCAUGCUACAGAAACAGGACAUAGGCUCCUGCCUUACGGACAAGGCUUAUUAUGUAGAAUAUACUGUAAAUUGUUAUUUUAAUUCAGCAAUCAAGUAGCCAUGACAUGUCAUACAAAUCUUGUUAGUACUCCAUGAACAAUAAGACUUUGGAAAUGGGAAAUGUUUUGAACAACUAUUGGGCAAAAUCCAAAAUCUGUCUGUUUGAUAAGGCUACACAAACAUUUGAGGCACAUAGCACUCAGGGCAAAGGUUCUGCAGAGGUUCUCUAAAUAAACCUGUGUGGGUGGAUUUUCAGAUCCUCAAACAUUCAUCACAGGACAUGGGGUUGUCCAUUCAUAUACUGUAGGUCAGAUUGGAAUGUAUGGGAUUUUUCUUCCUGAGAUUGAAUUAAUCUAUUGAAUUGACAUUAGAGUUCCAGUGCAAAUACUACUUGUGAUAUUUAGUUGAAGAGACAAAUCCAACCACCUACCUGGUUCCUAUAGUUGUAGACGGUUUUGCUCUUUUGGUCAUUUUGUGGGAAUUUGAGAGUUAUUCAUAAAACAUUAACCAAUCUUUUGUCUUGCCCUUCACAGUACAACAUUGUGGAACUUGAGGUAAGAGCCUUAUUAGUCUGUCAAUUUAUGAUGACUGUCACUAAAUACUACGACAUCAUAAGACAAUGACUCCACCAGCUAGGUACUGGAGGUCAUCAUUCAUUUCCACAUGGCAGUUACUAGAAGACUCCCUAUAAGCUUUAUGUGAUAACAUCUGGGCCACCUUCAACAAGCAAACUUCGGAACGUUGCAGAUAGAAUGUAAUGAAUAGAACUGACGUGACUCCUUAUUCUACAUGUCAGACAGGCACGUUUGGCCUACAUAACAUAUUUGUAUGUGAACGUUUCACAAUGUUGUGCCCUACUAAACAUGUCCCUUGUUCUAUGAAUCAAUAGGAUGUUCAUCAGAACAGGAUUGGACAGUGGGUCAAUACUUCAUCCAGUGGCAACAUUCUGCAGCUUUCUCACCCCCUGAACUCUGAAGCACCUGUAGGAUCUUAUGCUAUUGUAGUGUGGAUUGGUGAUAACAAAAUAUUCCAUCACUUCAAGGUAGAAAAAUAUGGUAAAUUGAGCUUCUUUCUUUUACCUUUCAUGCUACAUAAUAUUAUGGAUCUGCCAGUUGAAUCAAUACGUCACAAUACUGGAACAUACAUGAGUUAACUUCUGUUCUUUCAUAUCUAGUUUUGCCAAAGUUUGAGAUCAAAAUGAACCUCACCGAUGAGAUCAGCAUUGUUCAAGAGGAGUAUAAAGUACAAGUGUGUGCAACGUGAGUCAACAGUACAGUAUCGCCAUUUUGCAAUGCACUGUAGUUACAAGACAAUGUGUAACUCCGCUAAAUGUCACUGUCUAAUUAAUCGCAUUACGGUAAUGCAGAACUUGAUUCAAAUACUAUUUUAAGUAUUUUAACUACUUUUACAUACAUUUCAAAGUAAGUAUUUUGAUAUUGUCAGGAAUGCUGUAGGUGGGUGUAGUGGUGGAAUCAAGCGCAGGACACCGAAGUAUAGUCCAAAAGACUUUAGUGCAAUUCCCAACAAGGGAAAAAUCGAACAAACUGGCCCGAAGGCAAAACUACGCACGAAGGCGACAAAACAAAAGGCGCACAAACCAUGUGCGUAAAACGCUCCAACACAGUGGUGUAAAGCUCAACCGAGCGAAUAAGUAAUAUAAUAUACAAGCACAACACACGACAGAAAAUCAAUCACACACAACACUAGACAAACACAACGAGAAACUUAUAGGACACUAAUUACACUAAACGAGAACAGGUGUCACAACAAACAGACAAAAGCAAACGAACAUAGAAACAUGCAACGGUGGCAGCUAGUAUUCCGGAGACAACGAACGCCGACGCCUGCCCGAACAAGGAAGAGAGGUAGCCUCGGCCGAAACCGUGACAGUACCCCCCCCUUGACGCGCGGCUCCAGACGUGCGCCGACUCCGGCCUCGGGGACGACCAGGAGGACGCGGAGCAGGGUGCGUCGGGUGCCCACGAUGGAAUUCCGUCAGGAGAGACGGGUCCAAAAUGUCUCUCCUCGGCACCCAGCACCGUUCCUCCGGACCGUACCCCUCCCACUCCACUAGAUAUUGGAGACCCCCCAUCCGACGUCUCGAAUCCAAGAUGGACCUCACGGAGUACGCCGGUGCCCCCUCGAUGUCCAAUGGGGGCGGAGGAGUCUCCCUGAUCUCACUUUCUUGGAGUGGGCCAGCUACCACCGGCCUGAGAAGAGACACAUGGAACGAGGGGUUAAUACUUUUAUAUUCAACAGGUAGUUGUAAUUUGUAACACACCUCGUUCAACCUUCUCAGGACUUUAAAUGGCCCUACAAACCGCCGACCCAGUUUCCGACAGGGCAGGCGGAGGGGCAGGUUUCUGGUAGAGAGCCAGACUCGAUCACCAGGUGCGUACACCGGUCCCUCACUGCGGUGGAGAUCGGCGCUCGCCUUAUGACGACGGAGGGCCCGCUGCAGGUGGACGUGUGCAGCGUUCCAUGUCUCCUCCGAGCGCCGCGCCCACUCAUCCACCGCAGGAGCCUCGAUCUGGCUCUGCUGCCAAGGUGCCAGAACCGGCUGGUAACCUAACACACAUUGGAAAGGGGUUAGGUUCGUGGAGGAAUGGCGUAGGGAAUUCUGGGCCAUCUCGGCCCAGGGAACGUACCUUGCCCACUCCUCCGGCCGGUCCUGGCAGUAUGUUCUAAGAAACCUACCCACAUCCUGGUUCACGCGUUCCACCUGCCCAUUACUCUCCGGGUGGUAACCCGAGGUGAGGCUCACCGAGACCCCCAACCGCUCCAUAAAGGCUCUCCAGACCCUGGAGGUAAAUUGGGGACCUCGAUCAGACACAAUAUCCUCGGGUACCCCGUAGUGCCGGAACACAUGGGUGAAUAGUGCUUCGGCAGUUUGCAGGGCAGUAGGAAGGCCCGGCAUGGGGAGCAAACGACAGGCCUUAGAAAACCGGUCCACAACGACCAGUAUAGUGGUAUUCCCCUGUGAAGGAGGAAGGUCAGUAAGGAAAUCCACCGAGAGGUGGGACCAUGGUCGUUGUGGAACGGGCAGGGGUAGUAACUUACCCCUAGGCAGAUGUCUAGGCGCCUUACACUGGGCGCACACCGAGCAGGAGGAAACAUAAACCCUCACAUCCCUUGCCAACGUGGGCCACCAGUACUUGGCACUAAGACAGUGCACUGUCCGGCCGAUACCAGGGUGUCCAGAGGAGGGUGACGUGUGAGCCCAAUAGAUCAAUCGAUCCCGAACCUCGAGCGGAACGUACUUCCGACCCUCCGGGCAUUGCGGUGGACUAGGGUCGGUGCGUAACGCCCGCUCGAGCUCAGCAUCGACCUCCCACACUACCGGUGCCACCAGACACGACUCCGGCAGUAUGGGAGUGGGCUCCACGGACCUCUCCUCCGUGUCAUAUCGCCGAGACAGUGCAUCUGCCUUACCGUUCUGUGACCCAGGGAUGUACGUGAUCUUAAAUGUAAACCGGGUCAAAAACAUAUUCCAUCUUGCCUGGCGAGGGUUCAGCCUCCUCGCUGCCCGGAUGUACUCCAGGUUACGGUGGUCCGUCAAAAUGAGGAAAGGGUGUUGAGCCCCCUCAAGCCAGUGCCUCCACACCUUUAGGGCCUGUACCACGGCUAACAGCUCCCUGUCCCCUACGUCAUAGUUUCGCUCCGCCGGACUGAGCUUCUUGGAAUAAAAAGCACAGGGGCGGAGUUUAGGUGGCGCGCCUGACCGUUGUGAAAGCACGGCUCCUAUACCGGCCUCUGACGCGUCCACCUCUACCUGAAAUGGCAAAGAGGGAUCCGGAUGCGCCAGCACCGGGGCCGAGGUAAACAGGUCCUUCAGCCUCCCAAACGCCCUGUCCGCCUCAGCAGACCACUGCAGACGCACCGGACCCCCCUUCAAAAGAGACGUGAUGGGAGCUGCCACCUGUCCAAAACCCCGGAUAAACCUCUGGUAGUAAUUCGCAAACCCCAAAAACUGCUGCACCUCCUUCACAGUGGUUGGUGUUUGCCAAUUACGCACGGCUGACACCCGGUCUACCUCCAUCUUCACCCCUGACGCAGACAACUGAUACCCCAAAAAGGAGACCGACUCCUGGAAAAACAGACACUUCUCUGCCUUCACAUACAGGUCGUGCUCCACCAGCCUCCGCAACACUCUGCGCACCAGGGCCACAUGCUCGACUCGGGUAGGCGAGUACACGAGAAUGUCAUCUAUGUACACAACCACCCCCUGCCCCUGCAUGUCCCUGAAGAUCUCAUCCACGAAUGAUUGGAAAACUGACGGAGCGUUCAUCAACCCGUAUGGCAUGACAAGAUACUCGUAAUGGCCCGAGGUGGUACUAAAGGCUGUCUUCCAUUCAUCGCCCUCCCUGAUGCGCACCAAGUUGUACGCGCUCCUGAGAUCUAAUUUAGUGAAGAAACGCGCCCCAUGCAAUGACUCAGUCAUGGUCGCAAUCAGCGGGAGUGGAUAACUGUACUUCACCGUGAUCUGAUUGAGACCACGGUAAUCGAUGCACGGGCGUAAACCACCAUCCUUUUUCUUCACAAAAAAGAAACUCGAGGACGCAGGGGAAGUGGAAGGCCGUAUGUAUCCUUGUCUCAGAGAUUCGUCUAUGUAAGUCUCCAUAGCUUUCUUCUCCUCCUGAGACAGAGGAUACACAUGGCUCCGUGGGAGCGCAGCUCCUGCCUGGAGGUCUAUCGCACAAUCUCCCUGCCUAUGGGGCGGCAACUGCGUCGCCCUCGACUUACUAAACGCAAUAGCCAAAUCCCCAUACUCAGGGGGAGGCACCUGGUUUGGACUCUCCACCGAGGUAGCCCCUACGGAAACGCCCAAACAUCGACCCACACACUGGGCAGACCACUCCAUUAGAGCCCUCUCCUGCCACGAAAUAGAUGGGUUAUGGGUACUCAACCAGGGCAUGCCCAGCACCACCGGAUACGCAGGCGAGUCGAUCAGAAAUAGCUGAAUCAUCUCCUGAUGACCCCCCUGCGCACACAUCCUAAGUGGCGCAGUGACCUCCCUGAUCAAGCCCGCACCCAACGGACGGCUAUCUAGGGCAUGAACGGGAAAAGGGACGUCAACAGGGAGAAGGGGAAUCCCUAAGGCUAAACAAAACUUCUUAUCAACAAAAUUCCCAGCCGCGCCUGAAUCUACCAGAGCCUUAUGCUGGGAAUGAGGUGCUACCUGUGGAAAACGCACAGGUAUACAGAAAUGUGCAACAGAGAGCUCUGGGUGAGUGGGGCGCCUACUCACCUGGAAGGACUCCCCAGUGCGGGACCUGUCGUCCUCUCCCCUAGGAGGCCAUCCCCAGCACCUAGCCGCGGUGUGUCCUCCCCGACCACAGUUGGUGCAGGAGAUGGACCCCCUCGUAAGCCGACCCCUCCUCUCUCUAGCGCCAGCGCCCCCGAGCUCCAUGGGGCACGGCUCGGAGGCGCUGGAGGGUGAAAUGGACGGACCCCCCUCGGAACGUCCGCGGGUAGCUAGCAGGUUAUCCAGCCUGAUGGACAUGUCGACCAACUGGUCGAACGAGAGGCUGGUGUCCCUACAGGCCAGCUCCCGACGGACGUCCUCGCGUAGACUACAUCUGUAGUGAUCGAUGAGAGCCCGCUCAUUCCACCCUGCAUCCGCCGCUAGAGUACGGAAUUCUAGGGCGAACUCCUGGGCACUCCUCCUCCCCUGCCGGAGGAAGACCAGACGCUCCCCCGCCGCUUUCCCCUCCGGGGGAUGGUCAAACACCGCCUUGAAGCGGCGGGAGAACUCGUCGUAGGUGAUGGUGUCCGCGUCGAUCCUCCUCCACUCUGCGUUGGCCCAUUCCAACGCCUUCCCGGAAAGGCAGGAGAUCAGGGCGGACACGCUCUCAUGUCCCGAGGGCGCCGGGUGCACGGUGGCCAGGUACAGCUCCACCUGGAGAAGGAAUCCCUGACACCCGGCCGCGGUCCCAUCGUAGGCCCUCGGGAGCGAGAGUCGAACUCCUCUGGGUUCCGGAGCGGGAAUGGGCUGACUUGCCGAUGGUGCUGGCAGAGAGGAUGGCGGUGGAGGAGUCCCCCAGCCUCGGAUGGUGGUGAUCACCUCCUGCAGUGCGGACCCCAUCUGCAGGAUCUGGUCACUCUGUUCACGGACCUUUUCCUCCAGCGUCGCCUGGGCUGCUGCGGCUCCUGCUGAUUCCAUUCUUGAAGGUGUGUGAUUCUGUCAGGAAUGCUGUAGGUGGGUGUAGUGGUGGAAUCAAGCGCAGGACACCGAAGUAUAGUCCAAAAGACUUUAGUGCAAUUCCCAACAAGGGAAAAAUCGAACAAACUGGCCCGAAGGCGAAACUACGCACGAAGGCGACAAAACAAAAGGCGCACAAACCAUGUGCGUAAACCAUGUUGAGCUUUACAGUGGAGUAAAGCUCAACCGAGCGAAUAAGUAAUAUAAUAUACAAGCACAACACACGACAGAAAAUCAAUCACACACAACACUAGACAAACACAACGAGAAACUUAUAGGACACUAAUUACACUAAACGAGAACAGGUGUCACAACAAACAGACAAAAGCAAACGAACAUAGAAACAUGCAACGGUGGCAGCUAGUAUUCCGGAGACAACGAACGCCGACGCCUGCCCGAACAAGGAAGAGAGGCAGCCUCGGCCGAAACCGUGACAGAUAUUUUUUCUUAGAAAAUACAAGUAAUUCAGUAUUGGAAUGUAUUUGGAAAUACUUAAAUACAUUUAAAAUACAACUAUUUUAAUACUCCAUACAUUUGAACCCAGGUCUGUUUGGUCCUAGGGUUAUUUGAAAUAGUGUAUUUGGAAACAAAUACUUAAAUAUGCAUGUAUUUGAACCCAGGUCUGAGCUAAUGACAAAUACUAAUUGAAGACCUACAAUGCUACUACUGCUCAAUGUCAUAAAUUGCUUCUAUGAGUAGCCUGAGAAUUCAAAAGUUUGGGACAGUGGCAUUUACAUGAACAGUUGGGCCUGUAGUCAUAAAGCAUCUCAGAGUAGGAUUGCUGACCUAGGAUCACAUCUCCCCUGUCCAUGUGACCAAAAGAUCACACUGACCUUAGAUCAGCACUCAUACACUAAGAGGCUUUAUGAAUACAGGUCCAGAUGCAUUGACAAUGUUGAAAACACUUGACUUAAAGAAUGCCUGCAGGUAUAAUGCAUUAUAAGUUGUUGUAUUUGUAAUGUCUCACAUGAGGUUUAUAAUAUACUAUGUCUCUCUAAGUAGGAAAUGUAUGAUGUUUUAUGUUUUUAAUGUGUUUUAUUAUGAAAAUAAAAUCAGAUACACAUAUGGACAGCCUGUACCUGGUAAAGCAGAGGUAGAGUUGUGCCGACCUUUAGGGUACAAUGUAUUCAUCCCAAUAAUAAUUGAUGAGAAAAAUCCACAAGGAGUUCCUGAUUAUACACCCCCAUGCCACAAAGAGUCAAUAAAGGUCUGUAUGCUUUCCUGAAGAAACUAUCAUCAGUAUAAUUGUUUUCACAUCAUAUUACAUUUUAAUGUGAUGUGGUUAAAUUCAUUUAAAUCAGUUCUUAAUGUGUGGGCUUUUGCUUGCUUUUCCCAGAUGGAUCAAACUGGCUGUGCUUCUCAUGUCUUCAACAUGUCCAUUUUCACAAAGAAUGGUGGCCAGAAAAUGCUCAUAGACAAGCUUAGUUUAAACACAAAAGUAGAGGAGGAGGGGACAGGCAAGUCAUUCAUCACAAGAAUUUGGAGUUGGGAAAAGUGAUGACAUCAUUUAAUGUUUUCUGUUUUUAAUAAUGUUUUUAAAUCUUAUGUAAGCUGCACUGCAAUUCAGCUUCUGCAUUGUGAACUGCCAUUGUGCAUCAUGGUGGCACGUGUGGUUGUGAAAUAAACCAUGCUAUUAUAAUUUGUUUUUCUUUGACAGGUAUUACACAGUCAGAGGAAAAACACAUAGCACUCUCCUAUCUGAUUGGAAAACUCACAUUUGUCGACACACCCAAAAUCUAUGAACAUGGAUCAAUUAUUGAGGGCAAGGUAAGUCCAAAUCGAGUGUUAUUGUUUCUUGAACUUUGUUGAAUUGUGGAUGCCAUUUGCUCUUUGACAUUACUGUUUACCUAACUACCAAUGGUAGGUAACAGUGACGUAUGUAGCAUCACUUCAUAGAACUUUCCCCCCUUUUUCAUCAGAUAAACGUUGUUCACUACAACAACACACCUAUCUCUGACAUGUUAGUCUACCUGUUGGAGAAGAAAGGCUGGUCCUCACAUCGUCUCCAGAACCUAACCACGGACAGUCAUGGUAUUGCCAGUUUCUCCCUCAACACAACCAGUAUGCCCAAAGAGAAUAUUAACCUCAUAGUAAGUAUGAUUCCUUCUAGGUUUUUAAAUACUCUGAAACUCUGAAGACUCUUCAUGCUCCCAAAUCACCCCCUUGACCCUACACCCUAGGGCCUAUCAUGUUCUUGUGGAGAUCUGAGAAGAUUCCAUUGGUAUAAUAAGCAAUAUGGUGAACUUCCACUUAGCCUAUCAGAGGGCAAGGCGGAGCUCUAAGGGUUGAUUUGGGAUUGAGCCUUCAGUUAUACUCUCUCUUCCCUCUUUUGCUUUCCAGGUAAGCAACACACCACAAGAGGAGAACACUAGAUACAGGGUCCCCUAUUUCAACAGAGGGCAACACAUUCUCUCACUGAUCCAGCCCACUGCCCCUCACAGUAAAACGUCCAGCUCUCUGGCUAUUCAGAAGAUGGAGAAACCACUGGCAUGUGAGGAGGAAGUGUCAAUCACCAUCCAGUACACCAUCAUAGGGGAGACCGUCCCAAAGGGCUCCGUGGAUGUCAUCUACCUGGUGAGUAGAACCAGGAACAAGUUGUGACAACCUGCAAACCCAGGGUGUGUCUGAAAUGGAACCCUAUUCUCUAGUGCACUAUUUUGACCAGGGUUAUUUCAGACCUAGUCCCAGCCUCUCACCUUCAAAGAAGGAUGUCCCUAUACAACACCAACAUUCCUCAUCAUCUCCUUCUUGCUGACUUGAUGGGAUAACUGUUUUUCCCUCCUCCAGGCCUUAUCCAGAGGGGCAAUAGUUCAGCAUGGACACAUGAAGGUUACCGUGCAGCAGGGGAGUCCUGGUGAGGAAGUUUUAUUAAGUAAUUAUGAACGUACUGGAAGGUGCUUGAUGACAAUGACAGUGAGUAUGGUUACAUGCACACAAUAAAGCGAUUAUUGUGGAUAGGCAGAUUAAUAUAAUACUUCGAUUAAAAUGUUUAUGUUUUGCAAGAAGAACGCUUUCCUUAAUAAUCCUGUUCACAUGGAUGUCUGAAAUCAGGCUACUGAUGCACUCUGAUAAAUGCAGAAAUUGUCAAUCAAAAUAAACGUUUUACCUCAGUGACCAUGCUAUUUUUGGGAAGCAUAUUUGAUUCUGAGUUCAAUAUAUAAAGUUUGUAGUGUCCCUUGCGCUAAAGAGGGCAUAUCGCUCGGCUGGUGCUAGCAAAUGAGCAGAUCAAAUACACUGCUGGAACACCUAUUAAGGUGUUUACAUGUCUGGAUCACCGAUUAAGUUGUGUACAUGUCCUAAUCAUUUGAAAGAUUGUACAGAAAACCAGGGGCCUCAUUCAUAACCGUUGCGUAAAUUUAACUCUAAAUAUCAGCGUGCACCAUUUUUGAAAAGACUGUACAUACACACAAAUAUUUUUUAUAUAUUUUCUUUUGCAGCCUACCGCAAAUGUCACUAUCUGACCGUUUCAGAAAGAAAAAAACAAUUGCAAAUGGUUGUGGACCUGUAAACAGAUCAUUUGAAUGUAAUAAUGUUUUGCAUACAUAUUUUCCUGAACAUAAAUAUGCUGCACUGCCCACGAAUUCUGAAACAGUGUCUAAAAUGAAAACUAUAGUAGGCCUACUGACAGUGGUAGUCAACUGCUGUUCACCUGUUAAAUUCUACUGUAUGUUAAAACCGCGCUCCUUGUCCAAUGCCUAGAGUAAAAAUGUGAAAUGACAGUAUAAUAGCCUAUUUAAUAGGCACAAUUAAAUGAGAGAUGCGCAUGGUAAUUUGUUUUAUGGCUACUUCGGGAAUAUGAACUCAUCAUGGCCAGAAAAGGUGAGGAAUUUAUUCUGCAUUAUAUCAUUUAUGUAUUAUGUUUACAAAUAAAAUAUUGUCUACUCAAGAAAUUCGACAUUACAGUAUUCAGACGCCUACAAAAGUAAAUGAAAAAGGUGAAUCGUCUGCGAUCAGUUUUCGGAUCACAUAGAGCAAAAUAAUUGAAAAAGCGUAUCUAUUUAUUGUGAAGUGGGCUCAAUGAACUGUGCUUCGGAUCACAUAGAGAAAAAAUACUUGAAAUAGCGUAUCUAUUUAUUGUGAAGUGGGUCCAAUGAAAUGAGAGAUGGGACGAAUGGUAGCCUAUCCUAACUUGUUGUAGGCCUAUGGGCUAUUUCGCAAGUAGCCUAUGAAACCAUCACAGUCAGAAAAGGUGAGGAUUUAUUCUGCAAUGAUUAUGGUAAUGAAAUGAAUAAUUAGAAAUAGGUAUUUAUUUCAUAUUAUUUUAGAAUGCGAAGAUAAAAUAAAUCGAUUUUCGCUCACUAAGGGAAACGGAUUAUAUUAUUAUUAUUAUUAUAUUUAGCUACCCGUUUUUUGUUAUGAAUAAGAGUGUCAUAUAUUCCUGCACAAGGCUACUUUUGCCAUCUUGCAAUGCAAUCCUUCAACCAUGCAUGGUCUGAAGUUUGCAGGAGGAUAAGCACAUUCUCACUUCAAGUUCAGUUUUUAUAAAUACCAACUUUUGAGGGAAAACUGGCGCAUGUUAUGAAUGUUUAGGGGCAUAUUUUGUGCAUACCCAACGUUUACAUGCCCCUGGUGUUUUAAUCGGCGUAUGCUUUCUUAGAUUUUGACUUUACACCGAUUAAGAUAGAGUAAGGUGACUAUUGCAUCAUCUGUUUACUGCCAUAAUCAGUUUACUAUCUAAUUAUUACUGUGCAUGUAAAGGUACUCAGUGUGACAUGCUCUUGCGUUGCAGUAACUGAGGGUGAAGUCACCUUGAAGUUGGCAGUGGUUCCAGAGAUGGCGCCAGUGAUACAGGUCCUGGUGUACAGUAUGCUUCCCAGCGAGACUGUAAUCGCCCACAGCAUGAACUUCCCCACUGAGAAAUGCUUCAGGCACAAGGUGUGUGUAUAUGUAUGUGAAAAAUAUGGGUUGUUUAUGAAUUCGAAGGACCAAUAAAAAACUUGGGUGCUGGAUUUUAGGCCGGUAGAAACCACCACAGGGUGUCCUUUCAGAACACAAGGAAGCAGUAGUUCCAGUUCAAGGGUUUAUAAUAAUAAUAAUUAUAUGCCAUUUAGCAGACGCUUUUACCCAAAGCGACUUACAGUCAUGUGCGCAUACAUUUUUACGUAUGGGUGGUCUGUCACACCCUGGCUCUGGGACUCAUUAUGUUGAGCCAGGGUGUGUUCAUUUCUAUGUGUGUAUUUCUAUGUUGGUGUUCAUUCUAGUUUGUUGUAUUCUAUGUUUGCCUGAGUGACUCCCAAUCAGAGGCAACGAGUGUCAGCUGUUGGCUGGUUGUCUCUGAUUGGGAGCCAUAUUUAAACUGUAUGUUUUCCCUUUGUGGUUGUGGGUUUUUGUUCCGUGUUCGGUCAUUGAUACCGUGGACGUCACGAGUCGUGUUUUGUUUUGUAUUUUGACGCUUUAACUAAUUAAAGUCAUGUUUGUUCAUCACGCUGCGCCUUGGUCUACUCCUUACCUCGAUCGUGACAGAAAAACCCACCAUGCAACGACCAAGCAGCAUGUCCAGGGGCAGCUCUUGGGCUGGACAUGGGAGGAAGCGCCGGGAGAAGAGACGGUGGAGGCGCGCCGUAGAGAGGAGCUACGGCGUGAUCAGGGUCGUCGUCGGACGGUCGUGAGGCAACCCCAGAAAAUUUUUAGGGGGGGGCACACGGCAUGGACGACGGGGCUGACGGAGGAGAAAAGGGGGCGGAUCCAGAAGUCCACCAGGCCAGGGGUACACCGCCCUGUACGUCCUGUGCGGAUGCCUCACACAGAGUGUGUGAGGGUAGGCAUUCAGCCAGGACGGGUGGUGGCCGCUCUUCACUCCAGGCCUCCUAUCCGUCUCCACAGCCCGGUUCGGCCUGUCCCUGCUCCACGCACCAAGCCUACGGUGUGCGUCGCCAGCCCAGUCCGGCCUGUCCCUGCUCCACGAACCAAGCCCACGGUGUGCGUCGCCAGCCCAGUCCGGCCUGUCCCUGCUCCACGCACCAAGCCUACGGUGUGCGUCGCCAGCCCAGUGAACAGACGUGAACACUUCUUGUGCUGGUUGGGAGAUCCAUGUCGGUGCUGACGUAACACCUUGGUAGUGUGACCUGAGACAGCUGUGGAAGUUCGUUCUCCCAAAUAAGCCACGCUUGGAGAAGAUCUUCAGGUAGGUCUGGGGCAUCCCACCCUCUUUUCUUGUCUCAGAGCCUCUGGACCACAACCUUGGCCGUGUGGUGUAUGGAACGAUGAAGCCAAGUGGAUCGUACUGGCUGGCAAGGAUCCGAUAUAUGUUGCGCAUGGUGGGUUCAACUUUCUCCAUGUGACUGUGCUUGUAGCCAAGAGUGUCAGACAGACAUUGCCAUCGUAAUCCAAGGGUGCUCUCUUGGCAAGAAGGUGCUUCAACUUGUCCACCAGUUUCUUGGCUUCAUCUGCAGAGGGGAGACUUUGUAGACAGUUGUCUACAUAGAAACAGCAUUCUACAGAGAAGCGCACAUCUUCUUUGGGCUCACUGUGGUUAAACGCAAGCUUCCGAAGGGCAACCGUGGUGCAGCAGGGGCUACAUGUCGUCCCAAAGGGAAGUACCUGCCACUCAUAGACCUCAGGGUAAUCAUCAUGGUUUAGCUUCCAAGGGACGAAGGUUCUUCUUCCACAAAAGGGGAGUGGCGUACCUUUGAACCCUGUCCAUUUCGACCCUGACUGUCUUCUCCUCCAGUAGAUGCAUGGCUUCUACAUCUUGUUUGGACCAUGUGACGAGCUUCUCACUCCUGUAUGGUAGCGUAUCCAACUGCCAGAGCUUCUCUACAUGGCUGAAGAGCUCUGCAGAUGGAGAGACGAGGGAUGUAUGAAGGAACUUUUAAGGGUCCAUCUGAGCUAAGUUUUGAUGGCGGCAGGUCCGCCAGGGGGACCCAAACGCACUGGCUCUGUCGGGGUGAUUAGAUGGGGAAUGUCUGAUCCGAUGAGCAGUAGCGGCUGCGCCUGAUCCAGCGGUUGAAGGGGAAGGACUUUGAGGUGCCGAUACCUUUUCUGAAGGGCUUUGACAGGGUAGGUAUGCGGUGCAAGGCACAACUAUUCAGCUGUGAAGGCUCUGUGGAUGUCAAAGGAUUGGUUGAGUAACAGGGGCCACAGAGAAUGACAAAGAAGCUCCAUGGAUGACUCAAAUAUCUUGACGCACAGUACGAAGUGCCAAGUCCUCAGAAUUGCCUUGGAGGCCUAGCUGCUCUGCUGCUUCGUGUAGAGGUAUAGUGCGCUCCGACCUGUCGUCCAACAGGGCGUACGUGUCAAGUGACUUGUUGCUGCUCUGCAAGAUGACUCCACUCAUCUUCAGCAACACCUUACUGCUGCCGGAAGGUCGAUCAACGUAGAGGGUCUCUGCAGUGGAGCUCACCAGGCCUCUGUUGGCGCCUUUGUGCUGGUGGUCUUCAUAGUGUUCGUGCUAGCGUUCUUUGUAGCAGUCCGACUAGUGUUGACCUCGUGGAGAAUCUCAAGAUGCUUCUUCUCGCACUUCUUGCACUUAGCCUUGAGAGUACACUGAGCUGCUUGGUGUUCGCGUCCACACUUCCCACAUCUUUCAUUUGUCUUGAUCCACGAUUCUUUCUGUUCUUUGGAAAGGAGCUGAAAGUCGGUGCAUUGAUUCAUGUAAUGCUGCAUGGUGUUGCAGAACAACAAUACUUAUUUGGCUUCUCCCGUGACUUUUCCUCCGGAGAUUGGUUCUGUGCAGAGACUUCGGCUUUGUCCUUUCUCUGCUCACCCCCGUGGAGGAUGGUGAUGGUCUUAGGGAAGGAUUUGUCUUCAUGUUGAUCUCGGCAUGAGCUAGGGUGGUCCCUGCUUUGGUCGCUACUGAACUGUGUGCCAUCUACUUGUACUCUCACGUCGUACUCAAGCCACUCUGCCAGGUGAAGGAGGGUUGGAAUGGGUGUCUUGAUGGGGUUCACACAUCUCUUGAAGCUGACUCUUAGGUUGUGUGAUAACUUAGCUAAGAGGCGAGAGACAUGUGAUCCACACCUCAGUUCUGUCUGUCCAUUACUACCUAGCUGAUCCAACAUGCCAACCAAGCACAUCCUCAGAGCGAAUGUUCGGAAUGCCUUGGUGUCACCUUUCUUGAUGUUGGGGCCAUCCAUUAACCCUGCAAUGCAUUGGAGGGCAAACAGGUGGGGCUGGCCAUACAGUUCUGUGAGGGACUCCAUGGUGUCACUGUAUGUGUACCUGCUGUUGCUGUAGGAGUUGGCAAUUAGCAAAGCCUCUUCCAACUUCAGGUGGUCCAACAAUAUCUGAAACUUGAAGCACUCUGUUGCAUCUACAGGCAGCACAUUGUCGAGGGCCAACUUCAGUCUUGCAAACUCUCGUGGGUAUUCAUUGAUGAAGUUGGGGAUGGUAGGAGUUAGUCCAUGGUAGGUGCACUCUCAGCUGGGUGGAGAAGGUGUGCGGUAGCGGACAGGUGAGUGCCAACGACGAUCAGGUGAGUAGGCCCGGCGGCGACGGUCAGGCGAGUAGUCGCAGCAGCGAUGGUCAUGUGAGGGCUGACAACAACGGUCAAGUAAGUAGUCACGGCGCGACGGUCAGGUGAGUAGUCGCAGCGGUGACAGUCAGGUGUGGGCUCACGACGGCAAUAAGGUGUAGGCUGACCGCAGCGUUCAGGUGAGUAGUCAUGACGGUCAGGUGAGUAGUCGCGGCGGCGACAGUCAGGUGUGAGCUGACGACGGCGAUCAGGUGUAGGCUGACCAUAACGAUUAGGUGAGUAGUCGCGGCGGUGACGGUCAGGUGUGGGCUGACGACGGCGAUCAGGUGUAGGCUGACCGCAGUGGUUAGGUGAGGGCUGAUGUUGGCGAUCAAGUGUAGGCUGACCGCAGCGGUUAGGUGAGGGCUGACGUUGGCGAUCAUGUGAAGUCAGCCCUCUAGGUGGCGCAGUAGGGCUACGAGUCCUGCAAUGAGAAGACGAUCGGUCUCGCUGGUGCGAUGGCUCACGACGGCGAGGGGUUGACUGAGUAGAUGAUGAGGAUGAGGAUGACUGGUCUGAAAAGGAGAGCCCUCUGAUCCCAAGGUUUUCAAUGAGCUGCUCUAUCUUAUCCAGCUGCCUUUGUGCCUGCAGUUUAUCAUCUCUGGUUGUCACCAGCUGUGCCCGCUUAGGCUGACUUUGAUGAUGACAAUCUCUAGUCAAGGUGCGCCUGCUAUGGGGGGCCGGUGAGUUGGCAACCGAUGAAGGUGAGGCUCCAUUCUCACUGUUGCGGGUCAGCCUGGGUAGUGACUUGAACUGUUGGGGACCCAUUGAAGCUGAUUAAUUUAGCUCUUCCGAUAGCUCCAUUAUCUCCCGUGUCAACUUCUCAGUUUCCACUCCUAUCAGCUUCAGGCAUGUUAUGACUGUUCUGGAAGAAGAACGGGUUUCUCUCUCAUCUUGUACAGGAAGGUAGCUGCUGCUGGUCUUGUUGUGAGAGUAAUUAAUUCCACUCACAGUGCCCUCUGCUCGUGGUCCCUCGUUGGAGUGGUGUGUUGUUGUGUGUGUGGUGAUCGUCUGCCUUGACUCGUAGCAUACCUCAUAGUCGACCAGACGAUGUGGGGGGCGAGUCUGACGGUGGGACGAACCACAACUUGUGGAGGAUCUUCUCUGGUGACUGGCAUCCUUGGACUCUGGCAGUUACUGCAUCCUGCUCGUAAGGACCAUGAAAAAUAUGGGUUGUUUAUGAAUUCGAAGGACCAAUAAAAAGGGAUAAAAAACCUAGGUGCUGGAUUUUAGGCCGGUAGCAACCACCACAGGGUGUCCGUUCAGAACACGAGGAUGCAGUAGUUCCAGUUCAAUGGUUUAAUGAAGAUCCACACACACAAUUACAACACCACCCUCUCUGAUACUAAUUGUGGUUCUGCAAAGAAAAGAGGAGAACUUAGGCUAUAGCACAGUAUGGGAAAAAUAUGCCUACAAACUAAACAGGCUAUGUGGACCCAAACACAUGCUAGAUGCACAAACAAACAACAGAGCAAUGUAGAAAUAUCUACACAAUUAUAAAACAUAAUAAGCAUGAGCGAUCUACAACCGAAAAUAGCCUAGCACCACAGACAAAUGCUAACAAAUGCUAAUCGCUAAUAUGCAUGCUAAAUAGUAAUGCAUUCCGGAUGACAAUGCUAAUGCUAACGCUAGCGGGAGUACGCGAGCUAGCUAGCUACCAAGUUUAACACAAAUGGUACAUAUUUACAACAGACAGGAUUUUGGGACUUACAUUUAGCUGCACCUUCAAUAAAACAUCAGAAAGAAAAGCAAUUUGUUCUAAGGAGGUAGAAUAAGAGAAGAGAAAAAUUGGUUGUCAUCAGAAUGGAAACUACAGACUGUCUGAGGCCCUGGCUGGUCAGGUAUUAUGCUAAGUCCCGGGGGAAAGGCUGCUGAUUGGCUGAUACAAUUAUGAUGAUUGGCGUGACCUUAUUUCAAUAAGAAAACCAAAAGAAAGUUGGGGUCUUGGAAAGGAGAUGAGCUGUCCGUUUUUACAGUGUGCAUGUGUCUGUGUGUGUCAUACCCUCAUCACAAAGAUAUUGUGUACACUAAAGGUGUAUCAUGUACACUUGUGUAUGUCAUGUGUGCCAGGUGUUGGUGGAGUUCUCACCCUCAAAAGCGGUCCCAGGGGAGGAGAACACCCUGCAGCUCUCGGCCCAGCCCGGCUCCCUCUGUGGCCUCAGCACUGUGGACAAGAGUGUUCACAUCAUGGAGCCAGGGAAGAGGCUGGAUGCUGACAAGGUAACAGAGCUCACUGAAGUGAAUGUCAACGGUCAUACCACCAUAUAAACAGCUUUUGUGGUGCUGGGAAUACAACCAGCUUCAGGGGAAUAAGAUGUGACUACAGCAGACUUGGAGUGGGUCUGUUCACAGUGGGCCAAUGGGUGUGCUUUCAUCAACUGGAAAGCAUAUCCCUAUUGGUACUUAAAGGGGCAAUAUGUAACUUUUUGGGCGACCUGAAUUCAACCAAAUUCACAUAGAAAUGUGAGUAAUAGAUCUACUUGAAAGCAAGUCUAAGAAGCAGUGUAUCUGUUCUAUGUGUGCUAUUUCUAUGGUCCCCGUUCUUAAGUUUUGUUUUUGCAUCUUUUACUUUUGGGUUUGUACACCAUCUUCAAACAGCUGAAACAACAAUAUUUAUGGUUAUGGAAAAUAUAUUUCACAGCGGUUUAGAUGGUACAAUGAUUCUCUACACUAUACUAGGCUAUUUUGUCACAUAAACUGAAAUUAGGUGAACUAUUUGAGUUUUAGCAACCAGGAAAUGGAGGAGCGAUUUCUGCAUAGUGUGACUUUAAUAAGUUCAUAUUCUGGGUUGUGUUCAUCAGGGCACGGAAAGCAUUUUAAAAACGUUUAGCAAUGGAAAAUGAAAUUAGACAAGUCUAAGUAGUCACUGCCUUCUGUUUGGUGCCCAAUGAACAAGGUCAUUUCACGUCUCCUUAUUAUCCCAUUCCAGAUAUUUGAUUUGUUACCAGUCAAGGAGACAACAUACAUUCCCUACGAGCUUGAAGAUCCAGUAGCAUGUUUACGUGUAAGACCAAGGAGAUAUGUAAUGCCAUACCCAGAUGGACUAACUGAGGAGAAAAAGGAACCUUAUGAAGUUUUUCAGGUAACUUCUGCCUUGUUUUCUCUUAACUUGAAGCCUCUUUUCCUCUCUCUCAUAAGAAUCAGUUACCAAACUGUUACCAUGCAUUCAUCUUCUUAAAUUAUACAUUGCUAAAAUAGCCUGUUUGAGGCAACAACAAAAAAACAUAUAGAAUAGAAAAAUAAAACUGAGACAUUCAUUAAUAUUGAGCUCUCUUGUUUGUGAUUCUUACAUUUCUAGAAACUGGGACUGAAGCUGGCAACUAAUCUGGUUCUAAGAGUACCUUCCUGCCUAAAUUACAAGGGGAACCAGUACCAUCGAUCCUAUGGUGAGAUGUCCUCCUUAACACCGCUUACUCUCGUCAUUGCCAGAAGUCUUUGGUGAAUCUUGGGAAAUGCAUGGUUUUUGUUAUUCUAACAUAGCCUGGUUAAACCAGUCUGAACGCUGCAUGCAUCACCAGUGAGCGCAGCAUUCGGUCUGGUUUGACCAGGCUGAUUCUAACACGAGAAUAAUGACUGUUUUGUUUUAGGAAUACCCACCAGACACUACUCCCACAUUGUAGAAAUGGACAGCCUUGAAACGGGUGCAUCAGGUCAGGGAUUUCCAGUGGCUCAAGUUGGAUUACUCAGAGGCGGAUAUGGUGCCGCUCCACCUCCGCCACCCAUAG
This is a messenger RNA of Coregonus sp. 'balchen', 20922 nucleotides long. The record is from the annotation of a GenBank genome assembly. NCBI's taxonomy places the organism in Eukaryota, Metazoa, Chordata, Actinopteri, Salmoniformes, Salmonidae.